This is a messenger RNA of Striga hermonthica, 1014 nucleotides long. The record is from the annotation of a GenBank genome assembly. NCBI's taxonomy places the organism in Eukaryota, Viridiplantae, Streptophyta, Magnoliopsida, Lamiales, Orobanchaceae.
AUGGCCAAGAUCAAGAUCGGAAUCAACGGGUUUGGAAGGAUCGGCCGUCUAGUGGCUAGGGUUGCUCUGCAGAGUGAUGAUGUUGAGCUUGUUGCUGUUAAUGAUCCAUUCAUUACCACCGAUUACAUGACCUACAUGUUCAAAUACGACAGUGUUCAUGGUCAAUGGAAAAAGGAUGUCCUUAAGGUUAAGGACUCGAAGACCCUUCUCUUUGGUGACAAGGAAGUUGCUGUCUUUGGCUCCAGGAACCCAGAGGAGAUCCCAUGGGCUGAGGCUGGAGCUGAAUAUGUCGUGGAGUCCACAGGUGUUUUUACCGACAAGGACAAGGCUGCUGCACACCUCAAGGGCGGUGCAAAGAAGGUUGUGAUUUCUGCACCAAGCAAUAAUGCUCCCAUGUUUGUUGUUGGUGUCAAUGAGAAGGAGUACAAGAAAGAUCUCGACAUUGUAUCAAAUGCUAGUUGCACUACAAACUGUCUAGCUCCAUUGGCUAAGGUUCUUAAUGAUAGCUUUGGAAUUGUUGAGGGGUUGAUGACCACUGUCCACUCUAUAACUGCGACACAGAAGACUGUGGAUGGUCCAUCAAUGAAGGACUGGAGAGGUGGAAGAGCUGCUUCCUUCAAUAUUAUCCCAAGUAGCACUGGAGCUGCUAAGGCAGUGGGGAAAGUUCUACCUGCUCUAAACGGAAAGCUUACUGGAAUGGCUUUCCGUGUUCCCACUGUCAAUGUCUCGGUGGUUGACCUAACUGCAAGGCUUGAGAAAGCAGCUAGCUAUGAUGAAAUUAAAGCUGCUAUCAAGAAUGCGUCUGAGACUAACUUGAAGGGAAUCCUAGGAUACACCGAAGAUGAUGUCGUAUCAACCGACUUUGUAGGUGAUUGCAGGUCUAGCAUUUUCGAUGCUAAGGCUGGAAUUGCCCUCAAUGGUAAUUUUGUGAAGGUUGUCUCUUGGUAUGACAAUGAAUGGGGUUACAGCAACCGAGUCGUCGACUUGAUCCGUCACAUGGCAUCUGUUGCAUGA